Cimex lectularius (bed bug) is the source of this 1644-nucleotide messenger RNA. RefSeq names its product venom serine carboxypeptidase-like. The transcript has a single exon. The record is from RefSeq and is a predicted model, not a curated record. Gene Ontology annotation, biological process: proteolysis. The coding region runs from base 38 to 1438 and encodes 466 amino acids. Gene Ontology annotation, molecular function: serine-type carboxypeptidase activity. NCBI's taxonomy places the organism in Eukaryota, Metazoa, Arthropoda, Insecta, Hemiptera, Cimicidae.
CUCGGGGAGAAUUCAGUUCGACUAGUUUCGCCGCGUGAUGACGAUCACCAUGAAGUUGUUGUUGUUUUUAUCUACCAUUGCGAUUUGUUACAAUGCUGCUGAAAGUUUGAGGUAUAAAAAGAUCAGAUCGGAUGUUGUUUCUGGUCCAAAUUAUGGCGACCCAGUCUUUGUGACUAAGUACAUCAACAAAGGAGAUAUUGCAGGAGGACAGAUGGCGUCACAAGUAAAACCGAUUAAAGCUAAAGUCGAAAGCUACGCUGGCUUUUUUACUGUCGAUCCGAAGUACAAUUCGAGUAUGUUUUUCUGGUUUUUUCCUGCGGAACAUAACUCGAAAAACGCUCCCGUCAUCGUCUGGCUGCAGGGAGGGCCUGGUGCUUCUUCUCUUUUCGGUCUGUUCGACGAACACGGCCCGUUCUACGUUCGUCCCGAGAGAGGACUACGGUCGAGAAAAUACUACUGGUCUCAGGUCUUGAACGUCAUUUACAUCGACAAUCCCGUCGGGACGGGUUUCAGCUUUACAGACGACGAUGCCGGGUACGCCAGGAACGAAGUCGACGUGGGAAAGAAUCUUUACGAGGCUGUAAGACAAUUUUUUCAAUUGUUUCCAGAUUACAAGAACAACGACUUUUUCGUCACCGGGGAGUCGUACGCGGGCAAAUACGUUCCUGCACUCGCUUAUACCAUUCAUACCAACAAUCCAACGGCAAAGGAAAAAAUCAACUUGAAAGGCAUUGCCAUAGGAAACGGUCUUUGCGAUCCUGAAAAUAUGAUGGAUUACGGUGAUUACCUGUUCCAAUUGAGUUUACUCGACUCGAAUGAGCGGGACCAGUUCAUCAAUUUACAAAACAACAUCGUCAGCUUGAUCAAGCAACAAAAGUACGACGCUGCUUUUGAAGCCUUCGACGCGUUAUUAAACGGAGACUUGACACCUUACAAAAGUUUGUUUUAUAAUUCGACCGGUUACGAAUUCUAUUUUAACUUCUUACACAACAAAGACUACACUCCAUACGGCGAUUUUGGAGAAUACCUUCAAAAAGACGUAGUGAGGAGAUCCAUUCACGUCGGGGCUCUACCAUUCCACGAUGGAAAGAAGGUGGGAACGUUCUUAAAAUCCGACGUCAUGCAAUCGAUCAAACCGUGGUUUGAAGUUCUAGUUGAGAAAUACAAGGUUCUCAUCUACAACGGCCAACUAGACAUCAUCGUCCCCUAUCCUCUGACUUCCAAUUUUCUUAACAACGUGAAAUGGUCGGGUGCGGAUGAAUUUAAGCAGGCGAAGAGGAAACUGUGGAAGGUCAACGGAGAACUGGCAGGGUACAGCAAAACUGCCAAAGGACUCACUCAAGUCCUCGUGCGCGACGCCGGCCACAUGGUCCCCAUGGACCAGCCUUUGUGGGCCCUUGAUUUGAUUUCCAGGUUCACUUAUAAUAAAACCUUUUAAAAAAAAAUAUAUUUAAUUCUCUGAAAAAGUAAUAUUAAAAUGUAGAAGUGGAAAUAUUUUUCCCUUCCUUAUCUAUGUAACAGUCAUUAUUUUCGCCAUAAACGUUUUUAUAAAAUUGUGAUACAAGUUGUAUAUUCCGAGCAGUCGGAUUAUUUGUCAAACGCCAUAAAAUAAUAUUAAACUGUCAUUUUAAGUACCAACUUUAA